CCAGGGAACCUUCCUGAUCCAGGGAUCAAACCCACAUCUCUUGUGUCUCCUGCAUUGUCAGGAGGAUACUUUACUACUGGAGCCAGCUGUAAGACGUGGCUGUUCCUUCCUCUGUCUGGCCUUGAAUUGACUUCAUCAGAGCACAGGCUUUAGCUGGAGACAGUCCUCACUGACUUCCGGAUUGUCAUCAGAUUCACAAUGGACUCUCUCAUCGCAGCAAAUACCAAGUUUUGCUUUGAUCUGUUCCAAAAGAUCAGCACAGAUGAUUGUCGGAAGAACAUCUUCUUCUGCCCGCUGAGCCUCUCGGCCGCGCUUGGCAUGGUCCGCCUGGGAGCCAGGAGCGGCAGCGCGCGCCAGAUCGACCAGGUACUGCACUUCAACGAAUUGUCCCAGAAUAAAGGGAACGAGCCAGAUCCCUGUCUGAAAAAAGCAGAGCAGGAAGUGCCUGCUGACAGCAACCUGGAAGGGCAGAAGGAAGUGGCGGGGCCUCUGACGCUGCAGACCGAGCCUUCAAAGGAUGAGAGUGGACUGCUCAGCUGCUAUUUCGGACAGCUUCUCUCCAAAUUAGCCAGGAUCAAAGUCGAUUACACCCUGAGUGUUGCCAACAGGCUUUAUGCGGAGCGAGAAUUCCCAAUCUGCCCGGAAUACUUAGAUGGCGUGAUUCAAUUUUACCACACGACAGUUGAAAGUGUUGAUUUUCAGAAAGACACUGAAAAAUCCAGGCAAGAGAUUAACUUCUGGGUUGAAUCUCAAUCCCAAGGUAAAAUCAAGGAACUCUUCAGCAAGGACAGUAUCAACAAUGAGACUGUGCUGGUGCUGGUGAACGCUGUCUACUUCAAGGCCAAAUGGGAGAAAUAUUUUGACUGCGAAAACACGGUUGAUGCCGUUUUUUCUCUAAGUGAGAGUGAAAAGCAGAAUGUGAAGAUGAUGAACCAGAACGGGCUGUUCAGAAUUGGCUUUGUGGACGAGCUGAAAGUGCAGAUCUUGGAGCUUCCGUACACGAAGGGGAAGCUCGAUAUGGUCGUGCUGCUGCCAUCUGGCUCCGCGGACAACCUGAAGGCCCUGGAAGAGCUUGAAAGGAAUAUCACCUACGAAAAACUCAUGGCCUGGAGCAGUUCAGAAAAUAUGUCAGAAAAAAGAGUAGCCGUCUCCUUCCCUCGGUUCACCCUGGAAGACAGCUAUGAUCUCAACCCUAUUCUACAAGACAUGGGCAUCACGGAUAUCUUUGAUGAAACAAAGGCUGACCUUACAGGAAUCUCUCCAAGUCCCAGUUUGUACCUGUCAAAAGUUGUCCAUAAAACCUUUGUGGAGGUGGAUGAAAAUGGCACCCAGGCAGUUGCAGCCAGUGGGGUUGUCGGUAUGGAGAAGUCCUCACCGUCCUGGGAGACAUUUAAUGCUAACCGCCCUUUUCUCUUUUUCAUCAGACACAACAAAACCCAAACCAUUCUCUUCUAUGGCAGGGUCUGCUCUCCUUGAAAGGGGAACACGGUCUGGUGCUUGGAGCUGGGAGAAAGCGAUGAUAAGUUUCACCCCUGGUAUCACACGGGCAUUUGCGUUUUCGCUAACAUCCAAAGCUGACUGAAUUUCAUCGCGACUCCACGCUCCUCACCUCCGGCCGUUGGUCCUCACUUCUCCUGACCUUUCUCUCACCCUGUCGCAGGUUCUCAUCUAAGUCUUUUAGAACUAAAAGGUCCUUGCUCCCUCCCCAAACUUUCACCACCCUAAGCUUUCAAGCAUAUAAAUUUACCUGCUGUGACUUGAAGGUCAACAUAAUUGAGGAUGAUAUAGAUUCUAAGUUACUGACCUGCUUAUAAAGGAAUCCUGAAAGUUCAAGUCAUUAGUCCGCUUCUAGGAACUGGCAGAUUCAGAAAACACUUUUCCACGGGUGGCAAGAGAAAAGGUUUCCGUGGGAUCUGUUUUGGAAACAGCCGAGUUCCUGCCGCAGCUGCAAUCCUGGUGGCCCGGGGCGGGGUGCUCCUCCUCUUCCUGUCUGUCUUCUGCGGCAUGGAGGGUGUCCGAUGGGGGUGGGCUCGGUGACGGCUCAGGGGAGCGAGGCUCCCCCAGCAGCGUGCAUUCUGCAGAGGGCAGGAUGGUGUUUGUUUUGUGAAUCUGACAUGAACUUAGGAGAGGAGGCAGCGAAUUAAAAAGAGAUGUCGUCUCAGUUUUCCUUAGAGAGCCGUCACCAUGAGGCACUUCCUCUGUCUCGUCACGCCUGUCCUCAGAGAAGGCUCCUCUGUAGUUGCUCCUAAGGGCUUCCCUGGUGGCUCAGACGGUAAAGAACCCGCCUGCCAACGCAGGAGACCUGGGCUGGAUCUCUGGGUUGGGAAGAUCUCCUGGAGGAGGAAAUGUCAACCCACUCCAGUAUUCCCGCCUGGAGAAUCCCAUGGACAGAGGAGCCUGGUGGCUACAGUCCACGGGGUCGCAGAGAGUCGGGCACGACUGAGCGACUGAACCACACUGGGCAUGCACGUAGCUGCUCCUAACCACUCAGCACGCUGCGGGGGUGGGGGGGGGAGGGAGGUGCUGCCCUAGCUGCGGCCCUCCCAUCCCCUCUCUCCAUCCUCUGCCGCGUGGACCCAUCUGUCCUCCCAGAGGCCUCCUAAGAGCCCUCCGGGGCCUGGACACAAUGCUCGUGGAAACCACUUCCCAUCAACUGAAAGCCAGACACCAGAGCGUUCAAGACCCCAGGACCCAGGGCCUUUGUUCUCCGAUGUGUCGAUCUGAGUUCUUGAUCUCUGCCUCAACUGCAUGCUCUGGAAUGACCACUGACACACUCUCCCGUAGAGGUGGAUUUCCAGUCUGAUGGUGGUCCGUUUUCCCUGCCCUGUGACGGCCCUCCUCCCAGCUGCCCUGGUGUUGGUGAAGUGUGGCUGUAGCAGUUUUUACAGGAGAAGGUGGAUUAACUUCACCUGCUCUUAUGCUGGUCCUUCCCCUAGUUCUCUCUGUGCUGGAAAAGACAAGUGUCAUGUUCUUUAUACAGGCGUCUCAUGGCUGAAACGUGCUCAUAGCAUAAAAAAAAUUCUCAUUGGUGACACGAGGCUGUUCUUCCAAGUCUUUUACCUAGAAUACAUGUCUCACAUGUCAAUUUUAUCUCAGAUAAUCAAAAAUAGUCUCUCCUGUGGUUCCUUUUUGAGGGUAGGGUUUCCAGGGCUGAUUCCAUAUUAAGCUGACAGCACAGCUAGACACUGACCAUGACCUGUAUUAUGGGUCGGGCAUUGUCUGGUGUUGCUUUUGUUCUUAUUCUUUUCCUUGAUAUGCAUAUUUUCUCAUUUGCACUGGGGUUUUUCAGAAUUUUAAUCAUGAGGGGAAAAUGAAUCUAUUCACAAUAAAGAGAAGAGUGUGAUUCUUAAAUCUGUAAGUCAGUAAACACCAUCUUUACUGACCUUUCAUUGAUCAAAAUGUUUCCCAGUGAAUAAAGCAUUUUUGUCAUAAAAUAUG
Molecule: messenger RNA, 3438 nt
Organism: Cervus elaphus (red deer)
Lineage: Eukaryota; Metazoa; Chordata; Mammalia; Artiodactyla; Cervidae
Gene: SERPINB12
Product: serpin family B member 12
Exons: 9
Coding region: 199-1476 (425 amino acids)
Biological process (GO): negative regulation of endopeptidase activity
Molecular function (GO): serine-type endopeptidase inhibitor activity
Source: RefSeq, a predicted model, not a curated record